UGCAGCACGAAAUCCUCUACAGUCAUGAAACUUUUGCUGAUCGUCGCCUUGGCUCUGGUCGCCCUGACCGCCGCUCGACCCUCCGACGUGAUCGACAUCGAGCAGGACCACAUGGAGCACGAGCAGGAGGGCGUCCCAGGAACGGCCGUGGAGGGCGAGUACUCGUGGGUAGCGCCCGACGGGAACGAAUACGUCGUCAAGUACGUCGCCGACCGAAACGGGUACCGCGUGGUCGACGACAACGUCCUUCCGGAAUUCCGUGACGCCAAGCCCACCGGCGAGGCAGAGGAGGCUGACGACGAGUAGUGCCAUGAAAUUCAAAAUCUUUUUCCAAAGCAUAAUAAAUCUAUAUUUUGACAAAAGUUU
Molecule: messenger RNA, 366 nt
Organism: Penaeus vannamei (Pacific white shrimp)
Lineage: Eukaryota; Metazoa; Arthropoda; Malacostraca; Decapoda; Penaeidae
Product: cuticle protein CP575
Source: RefSeq, a predicted model, not a curated record